CUAUAUAUACAUUAAUUAAUUAGCCCAUACAUAUUCACAAUAUAACUUUAUCAAAAAGUUGUAGAUAAUUAAAAACCAAUAUUGCUAUAGCGCCAAAUUUUUAAUAUAACACGGUUGCAAUUAGUAUGGGUCACAUGUUUGGGUUUCUAAUGAUUUUCUUCCUUGUAGCUCCUUCUGUAUUAGCCAUAGCUGCUAAACAUGACCAAUUGGCAGAGUCUGGUUGCCAACCGGUGUUCGACGAUUUCCCUUAUUGUAUGGAGUUCCUGGUGGGAGUGAAACCGGAACCUCCACCGGAGUGCUGUAUACACGUGUGGAAAUUGAACCGAUUAGCGAAACACGGUAUGGGUCCGGGGAGGAUCUGCUGGUGCAUAGAAUGUAUGGUGAGGGAUGUUAAGCCUGAGUUGAUGGCUUCCCGCAUCGAUGCUCUUCCUAUCUUUUGCCGUACCCAUCUUAGCUUUCCCAUUUCGGUUCACAUGGAUUGCUCCAACCUGCAUGGUUUUGAUUAAGAAUCAACUAAUUAUUAGCUACACGGUCCAUGGAGUACUCAAUGAGAGUUGGGAUAUUGCUAGCUACUAUAUUAAUUUUAUGAAGUUGGGAAUAUCAUAUUAUAGUUUUUCACUAAAAUAAAAUAUUAGAAAGUAAUACAGGUUCUCUUUUCCUCAGCGAGGAACCAUAGAUUGUAACAAUUAUCAAGUCGUAUGAAAUCCAUUUAUUUCAUAUUAUAGAUCUUUUGUAGAUCAACUAAUUAAGUCAUAAAGUGAAUGUUUUCUUAAAUAAUGAUCUGCGUUUAGUAAGCAAAACAA
Molecule: messenger RNA, 803 nt
Organism: Ziziphus jujuba (common jujube)
Lineage: Eukaryota; Viridiplantae; Streptophyta; Magnoliopsida; Rosales; Rhamnaceae
Product: non-specific lipid-transfer protein 13
Exons: 2
Coding region: 126-506 (126 amino acids)
Biological process (GO): lipid transport
Cellular component (GO): membrane
Molecular function (GO): lipid binding
Source: RefSeq, a predicted model, not a curated record